UUCAGUUCAGUUCAUUUCAGCUCAGUUCAGCCAUGAAGGGCAAGAUCGCCGCAACGGCCAUGUCCCUGCUCCUGUCCUGCUGCUCACCUUCGGUGCCGAGGCUGAUCGGUGCGCGACGCAGAGCAAGGGCCAAGGGCUACAAAGGGCGCUGCAACCACCACAACUGCUGGUCCGUCUGCAUGACCGAGGGAAACACCGGCGGGUUCUGCAAGGGCAGGGUCAAGCUGGGUAGGACAUGCGUGUGCAAUAGGGAUUGCGGCGGCGGCGGCGGCGCACCAAAAGUCCCGCCCGGUGGUGGGGGUGAUCCACCGGUCCUGGCAGGGGUAACAACUAGAGCGCCCAACCUCCUGCUGGGGAGGAGGGGAGACCAUGCAAGAUGAAGAGCUGAUAGAGGCGUGUCAACCGUUGAUUUUGUGUGAUGGUCCAAGUCUAUCUCCAUUGGAUUAUCUCAAUAGCUUUAAGCUACCGUAUAUCCAUUAGAUUGACUCAUCUCUAUCUC
Molecule: messenger RNA, 499 nt
Organism: Panicum virgatum (switchgrass)
Lineage: Eukaryota; Viridiplantae; Streptophyta; Magnoliopsida; Poales; Poaceae
Product: defensin-like protein
Exons: 2
Coding region: 33-380 (115 amino acids)
Source: RefSeq, a predicted model, not a curated record